UUGCAGAAAAAUGCCAGCCUACGACAACCAGGGCGCGACGAUAUCCUUAGAGGAUGUUCGUGACCCAGAAUUGAACGUUAGCACAAUACAUGAAGAAAUAACGGAAAGAAGGAAUCGGAUGCUCAAGCCUCAGAAGUCCACAUUGGCUUCUAGAAGAAAGCAAGCGGUCUGCGUUAGACGCGCUCACAAGAAGUACGGAACGACGAAAAAUCCUAACGUCAUUCUUGAUGGCUUGAAUAUGACUGUGCCGAAGGGUGCCAUCUAUGGUCUCCUUGGAGCUUCUGGAUGUGGAAAGACAACACUACUUUCAUGCAUAGUUGGGAGACGUCGUUUGAACUCUGGUGAAAUAUGGGUCCUGGGUGGAAGACCUGGGAGCCCUGGAAGCGGAGUUCCAGGUCCUAGGAUAGGAUAUAUGCCACAGGAAGUAGCGCUUUUUGGUGAAUUUUCCAUUCGUGAAACAAUGAUAUAUUUCGGUUGGAUCGCCGGCAUGUCAACGAAAGAAGUUGAAGAACGAAUAGAUUUUCUGAUAUCGCUACUACAACUACCAAACCAUACGAGACAAGUGAAAAAUCUGUCAGGAGGUCAGCAACGUCGUGUGUCUCUCGCAGCUGCCCUUAUCCACGAUCCUGAACUACUGAUCCUUGACGAGCCCACAGUUGGUGUUGAUCCUGUUUUGAGACAGAGUAUUUGGGAUCACUUGGUUGAUAUAACUAAAGGCGGAAGAACAACAGUCAUUAUAACUACACAUUAUAUUGAUGAAACUAAACAAGCUAAUAUUAUCGGCCUUAUGCGUGGAGGAAGAUUCUUAGCAGAAGAGUCUCCGAGUGAGCUCAUCGCAAGAUACCAGGCAGAAAGUCUUGAGGAGGUAUUCUUGAAGUUAUCAGUUCUACAGAACUUGGGCAAGAGAAGACGGUCCAGUAUACUGGCUGAUGUUGUGGAAAAAGUUGAAAUACCUUCAUUACCUGACCCAACCAUUGAUGUCGAAGAUCCGGAAAUUGGUGAAAUUUCUGGAGAGUUUGGAGACAAUGUGUCUAUGAGUAGCAAGGGUCGAGGUAUCGUCACUGAAUCUGUUGCGGUGGUGGAGGCCUUACCACCAGAAGAAAAACCAACCAUUAGAUUCUUAGAGAGAAUAAAACCCAUGAAAGCUCACCACAUGCAAGCAUUGAUUUGGAAGAAUUUUUGGAGUCUGUUCAGGAAUUUCGGAUUACUCUCUUUUAUCGUCGGGUUACCAAUUUCUCAAAUGGUCCUCUUCUGCCUCGCUAUUGGUCACUACCCUGUCAAUCUACCCAUCGGUGUUGUCAACUACGAAUUAGAAUCAAACGACACUGCCCUCUGUGACUAUAACAAGUUUACCUGCCCACAAGAUCGUGAAACUUGGGAAUGGAAUAUUACGAAUUUCAGCUGUCGCUAUUUGGACUUCCUGUCUCAAAGGCAGCCUAACCUGGUGUCCUUCCCAACAAAGGAAGUAGCGAUGGCUGAAUCAAUAAAGGGAAAAGCUCGUGCCGUGCUCGUGUUCCCAGCGAACUUUUCAACGAACUUGCAGGAACGCGUGCGGGACCCGAGACACGCAGACGAUUACACCGUCAUACAUUCAGAAAUCGAAGUACAUAUGGAUGAUACAGAUAAACAAGUGGAGUGGAUGUUGAACCGAGAUAUACAACUGGCGUUUAUGGAUGCAACGGAACACUUAAGUGAAAUCUGUGGUCUGCCGAAGAGACUGCUAUCUGUACCUGUUUCUUUCAACAAACCAAUUUUCGGUCUUGAGGUACCGAAUUUCACCGAUUUUGCUGGUCCAGGCGUUAUUCUCACGAUCAUAUUCUUCUUGGCGGUCGCACUAACAUCGGGUUCCAUGCUGGCAGAAAGAAAUGAAGGCAUCUUAGAACGCUCUCUAGUCUCUGGGAUUACAGGUACAGAGAUACUCUUCUCCCACGUGCUGGUUCAAAUGCUCGUGAUGAUGGUACAGACCGGCACCGUCCUUAUUCUGGGCUUUCUGGUCUUUGAUCUGACUAUCAAAGGAUCUGUUCUAUGGGUCCUGGUGCUGACCCUCAUCAAUGGUUUAUGUGGAAUGACUUUUGGAUUCGUCGUUUCAUGCAUAUGUGACACGGAAAGAACAGCGACUUAUCUUGCCCUGGGUUCUUUCCUGCCCAUGAUGUUGCUUUGUGGAAUUAUCUGGCCUGUUGAAGGUAUGCACCAAAUCCUCCAGUGGAUAAGUUACGUGCUUCCACUCACUAAGUCAACGGAGUCACUCCGAUCAAUGCUCCAAAGAGGGUGGUCCAUUAGUGUACCGACAGUGUAUUCAGGGUUCAUUUCUACCUCUGUCUGGAUUAUAGUAUACCUUAGUGUUAGUAUUCUCCUUAUAAAGUUCAAGAAAGGCUGAUAAGAAUCCAAAGCCUUUAACAUCAAAUUGUUAACUAAUAUAAUAAUUAUAACAAUUAUGCGUCAGUGCUUCUAGCUCUUUGCAAAUAUAUUUGACAGGUUUUUAAGUUGACGUCGUUAAUAUAUAACAAAAUAAUUAAUAGAAAUAAGUCUGUCUUACAAGUGACAUAGUUUCGUGUUUGAUUGAUAUUUGAAUCUUUGAUCGAACAAACAUAAAUAUCAAUUUUGCCGUUACUGUUAUGUCAGUACAUUAUAGAUUAGUUAUCUAAUAUAUAAAAUUCUCGUGUCGCGGUGUUUGUAGUAAAACUCCUCCGAAACGGCUUGAAAG
Messenger RNA from Melitaea cinxia (Glanville fritillary), 2704 nucleotides. RefSeq names its product ABC transporter G family member 20 (gene osy). Gene Ontology annotation, molecular function: ATP hydrolysis activity; ABC-type transporter activity; ATP binding. The record is from RefSeq and is a predicted model, not a curated record. Lineage: Eukaryota; Metazoa; Arthropoda; Insecta; Lepidoptera; Nymphalidae. The transcript has 15 exons. Bases 11 to 2377 code for a protein of 788 amino acids. Gene Ontology annotation, cellular component: membrane.